Suillus subalutaceus is the source of this 474-nucleotide messenger RNA. RefSeq lists its product as uncharacterized. The record is from RefSeq and is a predicted model, not a curated record. NCBI's taxonomy places the organism in Eukaryota, Fungi, Basidiomycota, Agaricomycetes, Boletales, Suillaceae. The annotation marks the transcript as partial. The transcript has 2 exons.
UCUACACCGGCAUAUGCCUUCUUUGAUCCAGUUCCAAAGAUCAUUGAGCAGAAUGGGCAGCGUGCACAUGAAUUCAGGUGCCUGGCCAAAGGUUGCAAGACCACAGUGAAGCGUUACCUUGAUAAAGGAGAUGCUCGCUCGACAGGAAAUAUGCGCAAACAUACAUGCUUGUGUUGGGGAGAUGAUGUCCUGCAGGCUGCAGAUCAAGCAAAAGAUGCUGAUGAGGUCCAGAAAAAGAUUGUUGGCAGCGUGCUGCGAAAUGGUUCAAUCACGGCAUCAUUUGAAAGAAAGGGUAAAGGAAAGGUCACAUACUCUCAUCGUCAACAUACACGCACUGAAACAAAAGCCGAGAUUGUUCGUUGGGUGGCGGAAAGCCUGCGUCCAUUCGAAAUAGUGCAAGAUAGAGGUUUUCAGUCUUUGAUGAAAACAGGACGACCGGAAUAUUACUUACCGUCCCCUUCGACCGUCUCAUGA